Messenger RNA from Sinocyclocheilus grahami, 1253 nucleotides. Its product is annotated as ubiquitin carboxyl-terminal hydrolase 40-like. The transcript is spliced from 7 exons. Gene Ontology annotation, cellular component: cytosol; nucleus. Gene Ontology annotation, molecular function: cysteine-type deubiquitinase activity. Lineage: Eukaryota; Metazoa; Chordata; Actinopteri; Cypriniformes; Cyprinidae. Gene Ontology annotation, biological process: protein deubiquitination. The annotation marks the transcript as partial. The record is from RefSeq and is a predicted model, not a curated record.
CUCUUCUCUGUCAUCAUACAUAAAGGAGGCUGUUAUGGAGGUCAUUAUCAUGUCUACAUCAAAGACAUCGAUCAGCUCGGCCACUGGGAGGCACCGGAGGAAGAGGUAAAAGUGAAGGCGAAAACCCAGAGACAAGAGGACAAAGUUGGGGAAAAAAAGAAAGAGAGUGAAAAUUCUGUUGACACAGAGGAUCCACUCUCUGUUCUUACAGUCAUUCUGGCUCAGGAGGAGUCAAAAUGUGUGCUUGUAGACCAGCUGGGCCAAAAGCUGAUGAAUAAAACGGGCAUGCCAUGGAGCAAAAAAUAUAAAAAACAGUAUGGCACCAUCAGCAAGUUUCUUCAGAACCACCCUGAAGUGUUUAUGCUGGUCUCCAAUGGAACCUGUGUAGCUCUGAAAGCUGCUGGUCCUGCAACAACAGAACCCAGUCCAACAGAGCCAGUCAGUUCAGCUUCAGCCAAUAACAGUCCAGACAACACAGAGCUGGAAACAGCAGGAGACACUGAAGGCCCUGAUGGAUGUCAUUGGUUUAACCUGAAUGACUCCACUGUGACGGCCAUUUCGGAGAAUGACAUAGAGAAGCAGUUUCAGGGAAAAGAGAGUGCCUACAUGCUCUUUUACAGGAAGACAACUAUGAAAAGACCUCCAGAGGCCAUAGGAAACCCUGCGUACAAAGUGCCUCCUCACCUGGUGGAGAUGGUACAAGAGGAGAAUGCAAGACGUCAGCAGAGAAGAGCUGAGUUUGAUGGCAGCAGCAACAGCGUGGAAGUGCGGCUGCAUUUGGCCCCUCAUUACCACUGGCAAAACGGAGCCCUGCACCCCGUAUCUCCAGACGAAGACUCCAUCAUCACAGUCACCUUUGACCGCAGAAAGACUGUGGGAGACCUGCGAUUGGUCAGUGGUGUGGCGGUGAAAACUGGCAUGGAAUGGGAGCCUGUUUUGCUCACUGUGUUGCGUCCCUCUGUGGAGGAGCUGGGAUGUGGGGAUGGGUCAGGGGUCGAAGACACUGAUGGAUCCGGUCUGGUGUGUUCCAUGAAGGGCUUUGCUGGUGGGGCCACUCUGGGUACAGUGCUCGAGGCUCUAGGGCCUCAAGAGGCCUUUCUGUGCCAGGAGCAGAGCCGUCCAGGGGCCAAUGGGGGCGGGGCGAGUGGGUGGAGGGUUUUCCCACCUCGAGACAUGCUGAGGACACUAAGAGAGCUGUCUCUGAAGGACGGGGACGCUCUACUGCUACUGCAGCCAGAGGAACUAGACAGCAG